Molecule: messenger RNA, 1585 nt
Organism: Brienomyrus brachyistius
Lineage: Eukaryota; Metazoa; Chordata; Actinopteri; Osteoglossiformes; Mormyridae
Gene: iyd
Product: iodotyrosine deiodinase
Exons: 5
Coding region: 94-972 (292 amino acids)
Molecular function (GO): oxidoreductase activity
Source: RefSeq, a predicted model, not a curated record
GAAGUAGCAAACUCCCCUUGUAAUCUGAUUCUUUCAAGGUCCAAUGAGGGCGUUUGCUUUAGAACUGGAAAGAGGUUCAUCCCGUUCAGCAUUAUGGCGAUCUUCUCCACGCUUACGCCUGUGUUUGUGGCUGUUUUAUGUAUUGUGAUAGCGCUUAUUUUUAAAAACUUUAAUAAAAGCGAAAAGAAACCAAAAACUCUAGAUUCUAAGCCUCCAGUACCUACUAGACCGUGGGUGGAUGAAGACCUUCAAGACGACACUGAAAUCAACCCAGAUGAAGAUGAUGAUGAGCUGGCGGAAAGCGAGGGGGACGUCUCCCAUGUGCCUUUCUCGCCGCCACGGUACAGUGAGGCUGAGAUGCUCCAUCGCUCUCAAGAGUUCUACGCGCUGAUGAACGCCAGGAGGUCGGUGCGCUUCAUCAGCCCCGAGCCCGUGCCCAGGGAUAUCAUCGAAAAUGUCAUCCGUGCUGCAGGUACUGCCCCCAGUGGAGCCCACACAGAACCCUGGACUUUUGUGGUGGUGGCAGACGCUCAGACAAAGAGUGAAAUCCGGCGGAUUGUGGAGGAAGAGGAGGAGAUCAACUACAAACAGAGGAUGGGGGAGAAGUGGGUCACUGACCUGAAGAGGCUAAGGACCAACUGGGUGAAGGAGUACCUGGAUACCGCCCCCUUCCUCAUCCUGAUCUUCAAGCAAACGUACGGGAUGCACCCUAGCGGGAAGAAGAAGACUCACUACUACAACGAGAUCAGCGUCUCCAUCUCAUGUGGCAUCCUUCUGGCUGCACUGCAGAACGCAGGCCUGGUGACGGUGACCACCACCCCGCUGAACUGUGGCCCCCAGCUGCGCCAGCUGCUGCAGAGGCCCCUGAACGAGAAGCUCCUGAUGCUGCUUCCCGCGGGCUUCCCCUCCAAGGACGCCACCGUGCCCCAGCUGAGCCGCAAGCCCCUGGAUGACAUCAUGGUGUUCGUGUGACCCCCGGGCCCAGCGGAUGCGAUGGAACGACAUUCUCUAAGAAAAACGGCAGUCAGUUAAGGGAGCGCAGUGGUGACCCUGUGAACUGGCAGCACUCUGCUUUGUGACUCAUCACAGACAGUAGCCGUGACAGACGUGACCCGAGACAACAGGGAAGGGCACCAUUAACAGCCUGGCCCAGGAAUUGCUAAAAGUAUCUCCUGCAUUACAAAAGGAAGAUGAUGAAAUUCUGCUGUUAAAUCCUAAUUUUAAACCAAUGUGUAAAUUGCUUUUGUGCUUUUUGUGCCUUUUGUAUAUGUGCAUCAAAACUUUUUAGGUAUCACUUCUUGAAGAAAUUCAGUAUUUUUCCCAAUUGUGCCAUGUGAUGGGUUGCUGUACCAUCUUGAGUUAUACCCUGCUUUGUACCUGUAUCUAUGGUAUAGGCUCCAGAUCGCUGCACAUGUAUGUAUGUUGCCUUGUAUAAUUUAGAAAAAUAAUAAUUUUUAUGCAAUGCAACUUUUUAGUGGAAUUUUCAUCCAUAGUGACAUGUAGUGUGAACCUAUUUGUACAGAUGGAUGUUUUACUGGACUAAUUCUGGUCAGCAGAGCUGAGAUCAUGAACCUUCUGGUUACAA